GAGGACAACCACAGCUACUACGUGUCGCGGAUCUAUGGGCCGGGGGACGCCCGUCUGAGGGGGCUGUGGGUCGACAUGGCAGCGGCCAACAGGAGCCAAGUGAAGAUCCACGGGAUCCUCUCCAACACGCACCGGCAGGCGCAGAGAAUCGUCCUCUCCUUUGACUUCCCCUUCUACGGCCACCUCCUGCGGCAGGUCACGAUAGCGACGGGCGGGUUUAUCUUCAUGGGGGACGUCAUCCACCGGAUGCUGACGGCCACGCAGUACGUCGCACCCCUCAUGGCCAACUUCAACCCCAGCUACUCCCACAACUCCACCGUCCAGUACUUGGACAAUGGGACUGUUUUUGUGGUGCAGUGGGACAAGGUCUAUCUUCAGGGGAAGGAGGACAUGGGCAGCUUCACCUUCCAGGCGGCCCUGCACAGCACCGGGAGAAUCGUCUUUGGGUACAAGGAGAUCCCCGUGCCGGUCCUACAGAUCAGUGCCACCCAGCACCCCGUGAAAGCUGGCCUCUCCGAUGCCUUCAUGAUCCUCAACCCAUCUCCCGAUGUGCCUGAGUCCCGCCGUCGGACCAUCUAUGAAUAUCAUCGCGUGGAGCUGGACACCAGCAAGAUCACCAACAUGUCAGCCGUGGAGUUCACCCCGCUGCCCACUUGUCUCCAGCACCAGAGCUGUGAAAUGUGUGUGACCUCGGAGCUGACCUUCAACUGCAGCUGGUGCCAUGUCCUGCAGAGGUGUUCCAGCGGCUUUGACCGGUACCGUGAGGAGUGGCUGUCCUACGGCUGUGGCCAGAAGUCAGAUGAGAAGACCUGCGAGGAUUUAGCAGAAGGCGACCACUAUUCGGCACCUCCUCACAGCUCUUUCUCGCCGCUGGACGAGGAUGUCACCACCUCCACGUCCUCACUCUUCAUUGACAGCCUCACCACAGAAGAUGACACAAAGCUCAAUCAGUAUGCAGGAAGCGAAGGUAUGGGGAGCAGCCUUCCUUCCAAGAAAGCAGGCGCCCCGAUUCACACAGGUACUAUCGUGGGCAUCGUUCUGGCUGUGGUGCUCAUUGCCGGUAUUAUCCUCGCUGGAAUCUACAUCAACAGCCACCCCACUUCCAACGCUGCCCUGUUCUUCAUCGAGCGAAGGCCACAUCACUGGCCUGCCAUGAAAUUCCGAAAUCACACCAACCAUGCAACGUACUCAGAGGUGGAGCCGGCCAGCCAGGAGAAGGAGGGCUUUGUCGAAGCAGAGCAGUGCUGA
Molecule: messenger RNA, 1248 nt
Organism: Charadrius vociferus (killdeer)
Lineage: Eukaryota; Metazoa; Chordata; Aves; Charadriiformes; Charadriidae
Gene: PLXDC1
Product: plexin domain containing 1
Exons: 12
Source: RefSeq, a predicted model, not a curated record